Vespa velutina is the source of this 6442-nucleotide messenger RNA. RefSeq names its product protein toll (gene Tl). The transcript has 6 exons. Gene Ontology annotation, cellular component: membrane. NCBI's taxonomy places the organism in Eukaryota, Metazoa, Arthropoda, Insecta, Hymenoptera, Vespidae. Gene Ontology annotation, biological process: toll-like receptor signaling pathway; innate immune response. The coding region runs from base 318 to 3572 and encodes 1084 amino acids. Gene Ontology annotation, molecular function: transmembrane signaling receptor activity; protein binding. The record is from RefSeq and is a predicted model, not a curated record.
AGACGAGACCAUCAGUCUACGUUAAGACGUGUAGUAGUAUGUAUCCAUUCUGCGAAAUUUUUGAUUCCGUUUCUUUUCCCCGUGCGUUCAAAUGUGUCAUGCUAGUUAUCUGAGAUUUUGCAAUUGAUUUUUAUCAUUUAUUAUAUGGAACUAUCAUUCUUACGAUAAUAAAUACGUAUAAAAAGAAAUAAAAAGGUGCACGCAAUGUUACCGAUCAACUGUUUACAAUUGGAAUUCUAAACAGCUUCGAGGACAUAUGAUCGAGACAUAGCAGUCUACAUUGAUUCUGUGGAUCCCGAAAUCAUUGAUAACAUACGAUGAUCACCACAAUCUGGUUGAUUUUUUUCCUUGCGCUUUCAACGACUAAUACCAUUGCUUCUCAAUGUAAAGGAGAUAAUAAUUGCACAUGCCAACCAACUUAUUCGAACGAGAUUGAAAUUUAUUGCCAAGCUGAGAAUAAUUCGGAAUUCAUCCUAAACAUUCAUCCGAAGGAAUACUUGCAGAUAACUUGUCAAAAUUGGAAAGGAUGGGAACAUUUUCGUUUUACGAGCACACUACCUGGAAAGGAAUUAAAUUCGCUGCUCUUCCGAAUAUGCGGAUUAUCAAAAAACAUCAGUUUAGGAGACGUGGCUAAACAAAUGGGAGUGGAAACCGUCAACAGUUUACUCUUUCAAUCCUUCAAUAAUCUUAGUGACACAUUAACGAAAGAGCAACUUGAAGGCUUUCCAAUGGUGAAAAAAUUAAUCUUGUCUAGUAAUGGUUUUUCGAAGGUCCCAAAGGAUUUAUUGAUGAACUUUCCUGAAUUGGAGCGCCUUGACUUACACGAAAAUAAUCUCGAAUUACCAAUUGGUAUUUUCGAUUUCACUCCGGAACUCAAAGAACUCGAAUUAGGCAACAAUGGAAUGAAGACGAUCAAAGUUGGGAUGUUCGAUAAAUUAGGAAAACUUAAUUUUCUAAAUAUUUGGGGGAACCAAUUGACGGAAAUCGAAAUAGGACUAUUCGACAAAUUAGUCUCAUUACAAUCAUUGGAUAUAAGCAGGAAUAAAUUAAUAACGCUACCGUCAAACGUUUUUGAUCAAUUAAAGAAACUGGAGAAACUUCAUCUUUCUUUUAAUAAUUUCUCUUCGCUACCGGAAGGAUUGUUUAGCCAAACCGAAGCAUUACAAACAGUAAAAUUGACCGAUAAUUACAGGAACUUGACCACCCUGCCAGAUAAUCUUUUUGCAAAUUUGACGAAGCUCGAACUGGUAUUGCUGAAAAAAAAUGGACUGAGAAUUCUACCAGAAAAUUUAUUCUGGGGUGCGUCGUCGUUGAAGAAUAUCAGCCUAGAUAGAAACUUCCUUAUUACUUUACCAAAGAAUAUUUUUAAAGGUCUAGACAAUGUUGAAAAACUCGACUUGAAUUUCAAUGACAUCGUAACUCUUCCUGAUAAAAUCUUUGACGACAUGAACAAAUUAACUAAACUUGAUUUAUCUAUGAAUCGUAUGGUUUCUUUAUCUAGACAUUUAUUCGAAGGCUUGAAAUCUCUAACUGAACUGAACAUGGAAAAAAAUAAAUUAAAAACCAUCGACAGUAACACUUUUACUUACGUAAGAAAUCUACGAGUUGCUAAAUUCUCUCACAACGAGCUUCAAUUGAAUUCAUCCGAAUAUCAGAAUAUUAAUCUGUCACCAUUUUAUAAAUGUGAUUUGCUGGAAGAAUUAUAUUUAUCUAACAAUAAUAUAUCAGAAAUAUAUAGCGAUUGGUUGAUAAGUGGCACGCAUUUACGAUUAUUAGAUCUCAGUUACAACGACAUAAACAUCAUAUCGAUGGAAGAUUUGCAAUUCGUAUCGAAAGAAAUUAAAGUCAAUCUGAGUUAUAAUAAAAUAAGACACAUUUUAUUGGGCCAAGCCGAAAUUAUCGGAAGUUUUCAAGAGACUCCACGAGACGUGAUCAUAUACGUCGAACAUAAUCCCUUACUCUGUGAUUGUAAUUUGUACGAAUUUUUGCGUUUUCUCGAGGGUAGAAUGCAUCCAAAUGUUCAAAAUUACUUUCACAUUGUAACAGGAAAUUUAACGUGCGUCGAACCAAAUGGAGUAGACGAAAUAGAAAUUAGUCGAUUACAUUCGAAGACUUUAAAAUGUGUCGAGGAACAACACUUGUAUGUUAAAAGCAAGUGUCCAGUUAAUUGUUCUUGUUGGAUAAUCCCGGAAGAUAAAGCUCGUUUAAUAGAUUGCUCAUAUACAAAUUUGUCUGAACUAUUGAUCGACAAGGCAGAAAUGAACGAUUUGAAACCUAUUAAAGGUUAUCAUAUAAAAUUGAAUAUUACUGGAAAUGCUUUAAUAGAAGCACCGUCUACAGAACUUUUAGGAUCAGAAUAUGUGACGGAUUUAAUUCUGUCUAACAACAAUAUCACUAAAAUUUCACUUGACAAAUUACCAAAAAAUCUAAAAGUAUUAGAAUUGCAUAAUAACAAUAUAUCUAGAAUUGAUUUGGAUGUACUGGAUUACUUGAGGAAUAUGACUUCACUGAAAAAACUUACUUUGCAUAAGAAUCCAUGGAAAUGCGACUGCGAUGCACGAGACUUGCUUAGCUUUAUCCAAUCGAAACUAAUAGAUCUUCCUGAUUUAAGAAAAGUCACGUGUAAUAACAUGAAUAUUUCUAUGUUAGAAAUGACUAUUAAUGAUUUUUGUCCAAUCGAGACAGUGAUAGUCAUUGGCAUAAGCUUUACAGUCGCAUUAUUGUGUUUGUUUAUCGGUGGACUAGUAGCACUAUAUUACAAAUACCAACGAGAAAUCAAAGUUUGGUUGUACGCCCGUCAAUGUUGUUUAUGGUUCGUCACAGAAGACGAAUUAGAUAAGGAAAAGAUAUAUGAUGCAUUUAUAAGUUAUUCGCAUAAAGACGAAGAAUUUGUUGUAAACGAAUUGGUACCAAAGUUGGAAAAUGGUCCAAGACCGUACAAAUUGUGUUUGCAUUACCGUGAUUGGCUAGCAGGUGAAUGGAUUCCAACGCAAAUCACACGUUCAGUGGAACAAUCGAGGAGAACGAUUGUUAUAGUGUCACCUAACUUUUUAGAAAGUGUUUGGGGUGCGAUGGAAUUUCGUGCAGCUCACAGCCAAGCUAUGAACGAAGGUAGAGCCAGAGUUAUAUUAAUUUUAUAUGGUGAUAUUGGCCCUACGGAUAAUUUAGAUACUGAAUUCAAAGCUUACAUAAAUAUGAAUACGUAUGUUAAAUGGGGCGAUCCGUGGUUUUGGGAUAAGUUGAGAUACGCGUUACCACAUCCGCCAGAACUUACGAGAAAACUAAUUAAAAAGAAAAUCUUUGAGAAACAUUAUCCUUGUAUACAAAUCAAUGGAGAAAAGAAAGAAUUAAUAUAUCCAUCUGGAAUCCCUGAUACACCACCAGCUGUGACUACUCCACCGGCGGAUUCACUUAAAGUGUUCAUAUGUGACCAAAGUGACAAAGAUCCCUACGGGAACAACGAUGAAAAUGAAAUAACUAAAUUGAAUGAUAGUAAGAGAUUCAAUAUUGUACCAGAAUGCAAAGCGAUCCAUAAAAACUUGAUAAAUAAAAUGCAAUGCACUACUGUUUAAUUCUAAAAUAAGUAAUAUCAAAAUAGUGCAAUAUCAAAAUCACGCCUGUGAGAUAUUCUAAGUUACUCGAUUUAUCUGUGUUUUUUAAUAAUUUUUAAGAAGCAUAAAUAACUUUGAAUUUAUUCAAACUUCGACUGAAAGGACUGAAAUCCAAACAAUGUAAUCGUAAUACUAAUUAUUAGUAUAAUUUUUUUUAUUUAGUUAUAUUUUUUUUCUACGAAAUUAUCCAUAUAUCGUUGAAAAAAACAUAUAGAAAUAUUGAGCAAGACUUGUUCAAAAUCAUCAUAUUUGUUUAGGUAUUAUAAUUAAAUAUAAAUACUCUAAUACAAAAUAUAAUAAUUUUGGAACAACUCUUAAUUUCUAAUAUGCAAUAUUACGCAUUAAUGUAAGCUAGUCCUAUAUGCCCUAUUAUUACUUUUCCAUGUAUAUAAUAAUCAUUUCACAUUGACUAUCAUUUUAUAUGCAAUUUAUUAUCAUUAUAUUCGAAUCAAUUUUAUUUAGAAAAACGAUAGUUUAAGCAUUUGUAUAUAUUUUCAACAUUUUCAUUCAAUAUAUUUAUAGUGUAUAUUUUGGAUUUUAAAAAAUAAGAAAAAUAAUAGUACGAACUAGUUUCAGAAAGCAAACAAACCGAAAGAAUCUCUUAAUAAAUACAAUUAAAAGUAAAAUAACGCAAAAAGUAAUUUUACUUACCCAUGACAGCCUUGGUUCGCCAAUUUCAAUCGAUUCAUUGCAUAUAAACUUGAUUUCCGACAUAUAGGAACCUGUAACAGUUAACAUAAAAAUAUAACAAAAAAAUCAAAGAUUCAUACGGAUCGUAAAAAAAUAUAGAUUUAUUUUUUUUACUUACUAUUAAAACAUUUACUGCCAUUGAAAUAUUCAAGUUUUAUACUAUUUCGAUUAUAAUCAAAAAUAACAUUCGAUAAAGAUCCAUAAUUGUUAGAUCCUUGACACACUGCGAAGCCAUUACAAUUUUCUUGUGCUCCACAAAUAUUUAUACUGUAAUUUUUUUCUUUACUUUGCACCUAUAAUUUUAAUUGAUAAUAAUUUACACUCUAUUUUUUUUUAAGUUAUAAAUUAAUGUUUUUGAACGGAAUGAAGACUCACAUAAUGUAUUGGUUGUUUUUUAUACAAUAAAGAAAGAUCGAAUUGAUUUAAAAGAAAUCGAUCUUUUAUUAUACACGGUGGUAUCCAGUUGCCCAUGAUAGCUCCACAAGCAAUAUUAGUUUUCCAUUCAAAAGUAUAUGUACAAUUAUUAUAUUCUUUAAAUUCUGGCAACCCCUAAGAAUAAAAUAAUGUAUUUGAUAUAUAUCUAUAAAAAAAGUCAAAUAAUUUAUUUUUUUAUAAACGUGAAUAUUAAAUAAUUUAAAAAUCCGUACUUCAUUUCUAUCAUCGCAAACAAAUACCAAAACUGAUGAAAUUUUAGUAUCCAUUCUUUCUGGACAUGCCGAACCUUCGAGGUAACGCAAAGUUAUUUGAUCUUUAUUUAUUUGUGGCGCUUCUUUAGGAAAACCUAAAUUCUAAAAUAAAGUAUUAUAUAUUAAUAAUUUUUACGAAAAUAUACAAUUUCAUAGUUAAUUAUAUACUUACAACUUCUUCUACAAGUACAUUAUCAGCAUUUAAUGAAGCUUUACAAAUUGCACUACCGUGUGCACAUUUUAAGUCUGGAGUAGGUAUUAUAGGUCGACAUACAUUUAUAUAAAAUAUAGUACUAUUUAUUUUUACAAUAUAAUUGUUAGUUGAACUUAUUAAAGGAGUUAAAUUAAUUUCAUUAUCUACAGUGGCACAUUUGAUCUAAAAUGAAAUAUUUUAUUUAUUAAAAUGUCACAGAAUAUUGAGAAUUAAUAUAUUUAACUUCAUAAACAAUUUCUGAUUUAUUACUUACUCUUUUUUCACAAACCAAAUUAAGAUUCCAGUGAAUAAUUAAUUGACAAGGAUUUUCUUCCAUAAUAAUUGGAUCGUUUAAUGAUCCUUCAGGUCCACAUAAAAAUGCAAUAAAUGUUUGACGAUAUUGAUUAUUGUUACAUUUGUCACCAUCCGUAUAAUUUAAGUAAGGUCCACCCUGCUGCCACAUCAGAUUUGCGUUAGCCAUACCCAGAGAUGUACCAUUUUCUUUAAGACAAACUCCUAAAUAUGUGAGUUUUAAUAUUUAUAAGCCAUUCCAACUAUAUUUUAUUUAUUAACAAAAAUUAAACGUUAUUUUUCCUGAAAGAUUUUCAUUUAUUUAAGAACAAUUAAAUAUGAAGUUCAUUGAGUAUUAUCAUCGUAGGAUCAUUCUAUUAUUAUACUUAUACUUCUCAAAGAGUGAUGAUAUCAAAGAUAUAUAUAAAUAAAUAAUGCAUAAAAAGCAUACAAUAUAUGCAAUGCAUGUAUUUUCGAUAUGUAGAGUUAUAGAUUAAGAUAUUCAUACCAGUUUGGUAAAGUAGCAAUAAUCAAGCUCAUUGAGUACAAUACAUUAGUAUUAAUAUUGUAAUUCGUUGAUAAAUUAAAGUACAAAAGACAAUAGUUUUUAGGAACUUUCUUAAGAUGGCAACAUAAGUUGUUCCUUCACGAAACAAGUUACCACCUCACUCUUUCAUAUACAAUUUUAUCAAUAAAUUGCAAUACCUUUGAAUUUCACAAUAUAUAGUGUUAGUUUAAUAAAAUCUUAAUUGUAUAUACCAAAAUACUUAACCUGUUCCUGCUUUACAUGUAUUAUCUGCAAUAGCUCCACAUACUCUGAACUUAUACUUUGUACCCUGUGACAGUGAGGUGACAUUGAAAUCUUUAUUCAUUAAAGAUUGUAAAUCAUACCUGCACGAAAGAGUAUAAAUUACUGUGAAGAGUUAGAAGUUAACUGAAUGUAAUUAUUUAAAUACAAAAUUUAAUUCUUA